This is a messenger RNA of Linum tenue, 4024 nucleotides long. The record is from the annotation of a GenBank genome assembly. NCBI's taxonomy places the organism in Eukaryota, Viridiplantae, Streptophyta, Magnoliopsida, Malpighiales, Linaceae.
CUUGCAAUUCUCGACGUUAUUUCUCUAGAAAGCGCUGAUACGUACACGGUUCUCUGUGUUGAAAUCGUCGCCUCCUCUGAUUUGUGCACGGCUGGCGGCAAAUUGGGAUUGCGGACUCUGGAUAUUUAAGGUUGAUGAUUGGAGUGCGAGAACAUGUUAUGGGCAUAUCACGUGCGUUAUUUUGUAUUAGAAGCCACAGCGGCCAUGAAAGGCAGAAAGUUGCUGCCUUUUGGUGUGCGAACCAUCACAACCUUAGGAGCCAAGAAUCCGCCGUCAGCCGCUAGGUUGCAGGUGGAAUCGUACUGUGAACCCUACCCUCACGAGGUUGUCUAUUUCCUAAACAAGAAAGUUGAUAGCUUGAUAAAAUCCGGGCAGUUUGUGGUUGCUCAGGAGGUGUUCGAUGAAAUGCCUACACGGGAUGUUGUCUCUUACAAUUUGCUGAUUUCUGGGCAUCGUAAAUACGGUGUCCUACGGCAUGCUUUGUGGCUAUACCACGAGAUGGUUUCUCACUGUAUCAGAGAGAGUGAAUCGACGGUUUGCUCUGUGUUGAGUAUAUGUAGCGAUGAUGCGAAGUUUUUCUGGGAAGGGAUUCAGGUCCACUGUAGGGUGGUUAAGCUUGGGUUCGGUUGUAAUGUGUUUGUUGGGAGUUCACUGGUUGGUCUUUACAUGCAUGUAGGACUUGAGAAUCUAGGUUUAGGUUUGUUUGAUGAAUUGCCUGUGAGAAACUUACCCACAUGGAAUUUGGUUUUGCGUGGGAUUUCUGAACUGGGUCGAUGUGAUGAGUUGUUGUUGAAACUGCAUAAUAGGAUGAGACUGGAAGGGGUGGAGGGAAAUGGGGUUACUUUUUGCUAUUUGAUUCGUGGAUGUUGUGACGAGAGGUUUUCCAACGAAGGGAAAAAGCUGCAUUGCCAUGUGGUCAAGGCUGGAUGGGAAGAAUCAAACAUUUUCGUCGCUAAUGCUUUGGUGGAUUUUUACUCAGCUUGUAGACUUUUCUCUGAUGCCAAGAGAUCUUUCAAAACUAUUCAAGCUCAAGAUGUUUUGUCAUGGAAUUCAAUGUUGGCAGCUUUUGUAAAUGAUGGAUCAGUGCUUGAAGCCGUUGAACUGUUUCAUACAAUGCAAUUUCAUGGGAAGAGGCCAUCCAUUCGGUCCUUCGUUGGGUUCUUGAAUUUUUCCAGCAAAACUACAGAUAUUCUGCUUGGGAAGCAAAUUCAUUCCUGGGUCUUUAAAGUCGGGUUUCUUGUGGGGAGUUGCCAUGUUCAAUCUGCGUUGAUUGAUAUGUAUGGGAAAUGCAGGGAUAUUGAGAGUUCAGUGUCUGUUUAUGGAUAUGUCUCUGAUAAAACUUUGGAGUGUUGCAACACAUUGAUUAUCUCUUUACUCCACUGUGGCAUUGUCGAGGAUGCUUGUGAGAUGUUUGGUUUAAUGGUUGAUGAAGGAACUGGUCUGGAUGAGAUUACAUUUUCUACGGUGCUGAAAGCUUUAUCACAGUCUGGUUUCUCGUGCUUGGUCAGCUGCAGUUUGGUGCACUGUUGUGCCUUAAAACUAGGUUUCGAAACUGAUGUUGCCGUUUCUUCCUCCUUGAUUGAUGCAUACUCGAGGUCCGGUUGCAUUGAACUCUCACGAAAGGUGUUUGAACAACUUCCCUCGCCGAAUGUCAUCUGUUGCACUGCGAUGAUAAGUGGAUAUGCUCAUAAUGGAAUGGGAACGGAGGGGCUAGAGAUUCUUAAAGAGAUGAUGUUGAAAGGACUGACACCUGAUAAAGUAACCUUCUUAUGUGCCUUAACUGGAUGCAGCCACUCUGGAUUGGUUGAAGAAGGUAGAAUGACUUUUGAUGUGAUGAAACUUCUGUACGGGAUAUCUCCUGAUAGAGGGCACUUCUCCUGUAUGGUGGAUCUAUUGGGGCGUGCUGGUAGGUUGAAUGAAGCGGAGGAGUUGCUGCAACAGGCUCCUGGAAUUGGUGAUUGUGUGAUGUGGAGUUCAUUGCUGCAAAGCUGCAGGAAUCAUAAGAACGAAAUGGUGGGAAGAAGGGCGGCAAAGGUCUUGUUGGAUCUUGAACCAAGGGAUUUUGCUGUCUAUUUGCAGGUAUCAAACUACUAUGCUUACAUUGGGGAAUAUGAUUUGUCAAUGGAGAUAAGAGAAACUGGUAUACGAAGGACGAUGACAAGGCGGAUUACUGGUCGCAGUUUUGUUGAGGUCAAUAGCUGUCGACAGGAUGAAUAAGAUGAUCGACCAUUUAUUGAAAACAAGUUAGCUGUCAGCAGUUAGUUAGCUUUGAGGGUCUUGGAUCUUCUCCCUGCAUACUUCAACUUUCUGUUCGUGAAGCUGGACCCUCCCUUCCCUAAUUAUGCAAAUCAAUUAAGUUUCCCAUACCAAGCAGAAGAGGCCAAAACAAAAAUCAUGGACCGGAAAUUCCUCAUUUCUUUCCUUUGCUUGCUGAUUGUGGGCCAUGGAGUUGCAGGAAACAUGGUAUAUGACAAACUUGGAAUGCUUGAGGAUCUUGAAACCGUUGACAUUGAAGAUGGGGUGGAAGGUUUUGAUGUACCUUCAUGGACAAGCGAACGCGGAGGCCAAGUUCUUGUGAACGUUGACAGCUUUGGCGCUGUUGGAGAUGGAGUUUCUGAUGACACUAAGGCAUUUGUGAAUGCUUGGAGCACGGCGUGCAACACAACAAAAGCAGUCUUCUUGGUCCCUCCAGGUCGUCAAUAUUUAGUAAAUGCAACAAAAUUUAAAGGACCUUGUGCGGAUAAGCUAAUCAUUCAGAUUGAUGGAACAAUAGUGGCACCUGAUGAACCUGCAAACUGGGAUCCAAAGCUUGCAAGAUUAUGGCUUGAUUUUAGCAAGCUGAAUGGGGUUAUCUUUCAAGGAAAUGGAGUCAUUGAUGGCUCAGGCAGCAAGUGGUGGGCUGCUUCUUGUAAGAAGAACAAGUCAAAUCCUUGCAAAGGGGCACCAACUGCAUUAACUAUUGAUUCAAGCACUGGUGUGAAAGUUACAGGGAUAACCAUCAAGAACAGUCAACAGAUGAAUUUUGUGAUUACCCGGUGUAACUCUGUCCGAAUUUCUAAUGUGCUAGUUUCGUCUCCUGGAGACAGCCCCAACACAGAUGGGAUCCACAUAACUGAGUCCACUAAUGUUGUUCUCCAAGAUAGCAAAAUCGGAACAGGAGAUGAUUGUGUCUCAAUUGUCAACGGUAGCUCCAAUAUCAAAAUGAAGAGACUCUAUUGCGGACCAGGACAUGGCAUCAGCAUCGGGAGCCUUGGAAAGGACAACUCCACUGACAUUGUCACAAAAGUGGUUCUCGACACAGCUUUGCUCCGGGAGACGACCAAUGGCCUCAGGAUCAAGACUUGGCAGGGUGGUCAUGGUUAUGUGCGCGGGAUACGUUAUGAAAACGUGGAGAUGGAGAAUGUAGCCAACCCCAUCAUCAUUGACCAGUUCUAUUGUGAUUCGCCCAAGUCCUGUGAAAACCAGACAGCAGCAGUGGAGAUAAGCCAGAUCAUGUACCGAAACAUCAGUGGGACUUCCAAAAGUCCGAAAGCCAUGAAGUUUGCAUGCAGUGACACAGUACCUUGCAGCAACAUAGUCCUGAGCAACGUCAACUUAGAGGGGAAAGAUGGCACUGUAGAGACUUACUGCAACUCUGCUCAAGGCUUUGGAUAUGGCGUUGUUCAUCCUUCGAUCGACUGCCUAACCUCCCACGACAAGGACUACACUUCCACAUCUGAUAUUAUUGAAGUUUCAGAAGCCACCUUUCAGGAAAUUGUUCACACCGAGCUCUAGUCGUGUUUCCCCAUACAGAAUGGUCGUUGAUCAGUAUCAUAUCACAUCGUAUAUUGUAAAUUGUAACGUACCAUAGUAUGUAUCCUAAGGUCGGGAAUCAGGAUGUAGGGCCUUACUAUUAGCUGAUUUCUUGCGAGGGUUUCUUUCUUUUUUUCUAUGUAUGUUAGCGUGGUACAUGGUACUGCAGCUAAUAAUUCAGCAAUGAGAUGGCAAAUAUACAGAACUUUUUCUUAUACUUAUAUCUUCUUCU